UCCUGGGCUCAUGGCAAUCUCAGGGCGUGGUCUUGGGAGGCUGAAAGGAUGUGCUUGGAUUGUGCAAGGAAGCCUAAAUAAAGCGCGACCGAUCACCACCUCCCAACGCACGCGCACUGCGCGCGCUCGAACACAUUCCCAAUAAACCAAGGUCCGGCCAGUUCCCGCGCCGGCGACCCGAGUACCCGACACAACCGCAAUGAAGCCCCCAAGCCGUCUCGUCGUCGCCUCCGUAGCCGGGCUGCUCGUCGCCGCGUCGCUGCUGGUCACCAACCUCUUCACCUCGCCGUUGCCGUUCCUCCCGUGCCUGCCGGUUGUCACAGCCCCAUCGGGCGCCGGGUACGAGCCUUCCGGCCUCGCGGCGCUCGCCGACGCCGCCGUGUACUAUGCCACCACGCCGAACGUGCCGCAGCAGACGCGCGACGAGAUCUCGCUCUCCCUCGCCGUGCUCCGCCGCCGCGCGCCGAUGCGGCUGCUGGUGUUCGGCCUCGGCUACGACUCGCCGCUCUGGCACGCGCUCAACCCCGGCGGCGUCACCGUCUUCCUGGAGGAGGACCCGGAGUGGUACCGCGUCGUCCGCACGGAGUCGCCGUUCCUGCGCGCCCACCUGGUCCAGUACCGCACGCAGCUCGACCACGCCGACAUCCUCCUCCAGUCUUACAAGCGGUUUCCAUCCUGCGUCCCCGGCGCCGGUGCCGAGGGCGCGGAGCCUCCCGUGUUUGUCCGCGGCAACGACGCGUGCCCGCUGGCGCUGCACAACCUGCCGCCGGAGGUGUACGAGAACGAGUGGGACAUGCUCAUGGUGGACGCGCCCAAGGGAUACUUCCCGUCGGCGCCGGGGAGGAUGGCGGCGAUAUGGACGGCGGCUGCCAUGGCGCGUUCUAGGCGUGGCGAGGGGAACACCGACGUGUUCCUGCACGACGUCGACCGCAGGGUGGAGAAUAUGUACGCCGAGGAGUUCCUCUGCGACAGGUUCCGGGUGGGAGGGACCGGCAGGCUCUGGCAUUUCAGUAUCCCGCCGGUGUCACGACGGGGGAAUACCACGGCGGCGGCCGGCGGGGGCGAGAGGCCGUUUUGCUGACGGUGCAAGCCUCCCUAGGGGUACUUCAGAGAAUGCUUAGUCAGGGCGUAUAAGGAAAAUUGUAUGCUGCAUGCGUAGUUCGAAUUCAGGUGAACAUUGUUAUUCCAAGAGUCUUCCUCGCGGCCUUUCUAUCAGCCACGAUGUUAGCGGGUCUAGAAAAUUUUGCUAGGGUUGAUUGAAAGAGCACGACUGCACGAGGAGGGGAAAGAAAACCAGGGAGAAUUGAUCAUGCUGAUAUUGGUAGAUUUUUCAUUGAGGACAACAUUAUUUUAAUGGUCUACACCAAAAGUUAUUCGUAGUUUGGGUCUUGAUUUCUGAUGCUCCAACUAACAACGCCCAGUUGGGCUGCUGUUGAUUUUUUUUUUUUUUUU
Molecule: messenger RNA, 1452 nt
Organism: Lolium perenne
Lineage: Eukaryota; Viridiplantae; Streptophyta; Magnoliopsida; Poales; Poaceae
Product: arabinogalactan O-methyltransferase 1
Biological process (GO): xylan biosynthetic process
Source: RefSeq, a predicted model, not a curated record